ACCUUGAGCAUAACCAGUGGUGCACAGGAAGCGUAUCCUUCCUUACCAAAACCAUGAAUGCCUGUCGCAGUAGCUGUGCAUUUGUUCUUCAACCGAUCAAAACUCCGAAACAUCCCAUUCUCCUCUUUUCCAGAAAACCCAGAAAUCUAACCCUUAUUUGCAAAGCAGAAUCAAAAUCCAAUAACCUCGGCGGCUCCAGCAAGAGAAAUGCAAUGGAAGGUAGGAGACCCAACCGGAGAAACCCCAGAAAAUCUUCUUACGGAACAUCAAGGGGGUCAGUUCUGAAGAAAACAUUCAGUCAGGAGCAGGUGGUAUUCACCACUCCAAUCCCAGAGGACCCAAUUGUUGCCAUUAUCGGGGGAGGUCUUGCGGGGCUUACUUGUGCUCUCAAUCUUGAGAAACGGGGAGUUCGGUCCACUGUGUUCGAUACGGGGAUUCAUGGAUUGGGAGGAAGAAUGGGAACAAGAGUUAUUGAUCAGCAGCCUCUGAUUUUUGAUCAUGCAGCUCAAUUUUUUACAGUGGGUGAUUCUCGGUUUGCUGAGUUGGUGGAUGGGUGGUUGGAGAAGGGUCUGGUACAGCAGUGGCAGGGUCUAAUCGGAGAGCUUGAGGUGGGUGGUCGAUUUGUUUCACUGCCUUCUUUAUGUCCAAGAUAUAUCGGUGUUAAUGGGAUGCGCCCCCUUGCAGAUUCAAUUCUGUCUCAGACUUCUAUGGUUAAUGUGAUGAGGCCAUGCUGGAUAAGUAAACUCGAUCCGUUUAACGGGAUGUGGCACUUGAGCGAGAAUGGAAAACCUUGUGGGCAGUUUGAUGCAAUUGUUAUUGCACACAAUGGAAAAUGUGCAAAUCGCUUGCUUGCUUCAUCAGGCUUACCAUUAAUUGCUAGACAAAUGAAGAGGCUGGAACUUAGUGCUAUCUGGGCCCUUCUUGCAGCAUUUGAGGAUCCUCUUCCUACCCGAGGUAUUACUUCUUUUGAAGGAGCUUUUGUAAAAGGAGUUGAUGCUGUUUCAUGGAUGGCAAACAACACAAAGAAACUGUUCCCUUCCCAGAGCAGUGGGCCUUAUUGCUGGACCUUUUUCAGCACUGCUGCUUAUGGAAAACAAAACAAAGUUCCACAGGAAAAUAUUCCAAAAGUGACUGCAGAGAGGGUGACGGCCAGCAUGCUUGAGGGAGUUGAGAGUGCAUUGGGAUUAUCAAAGGGUUCACUUCAGAGACCCUUUUAUACUAGAGUUCAGUUAUGGGGGGCAGCUCUUCCGAAAAAUACUCCUGGUAUCCCAUGCAUCUUUGAUCCUCAAGGAAGGGCUGGAAUAUGUGGAGAUUGGCUCCUGGGUUCAAAUAUGGAGUCUGCCGCCUUGAGUGGCAUGGCUCUCGCCAAUCAUAUUGCUGAUUAUUUCCAGAGUGGUGGAUCUCAGUUAGAUGAGUUUGCGAUUGGUUUACAUGAUGAAUUUCAUCCUGUUGAAGGACAUGAUAUCGGGCAGUUUCUAGGCGUGCAGUCUAACAAGGAAGUAACUGAGUUUCAGGCUUGUAGAACAUAAAGCAUACUGUGUUGAACAUUGGGUUAAAGCUUCACAUUUUCUGUGCCAAAAGAAGUCAAUAGCGUACAGUUGUGGCGGUUGCAAAUUUCAUGCUUUCAAAAAACAAGAGAGUUGGUAGAGGCGAACACUGCAAAUUACAUAUAAAGAAAAUGCGAUUGCCAUUAUGGUCUCUCUGUAACCCUGUUGCUAUUUCAUAAAAAGGUUCGACUUUCUUUCAAUGCUCAACAGAACAAAUAUUACUGUUUUGAUUGGUUUAGGAACAAGUUAUUUAAGCUUCAGGAAUUAGUUUUGCUCAGUUUCUUAUCUGACAUCCUAUACCUGUUGCUAACCUUUCUUAAUUGCAUAAAAAACACCACAUGCAGGAUCAACGGCUUUCCCAUGGCCUGCCUAAUGUAACCUUUACAUGUUUCUCAGCUUUCUAUUCUAACCCCCUCAUUUCUAAUUGUGAUGGGUCAUCACAUGUGGUUGUAAUCCUUGCAGUCUUAGUAGGACUGCAGUGUGAGUAGAGUUCAAACUUUCUAUUCUGUUUUCCAUUGAAACAAUGUUGUAUCAGUUGUAUGCCAAAAAAAAAAUAAAAAAAAAAGAACUGAGGACAAUUUGAUGUCAUUAA
Messenger RNA from Macadamia integrifolia, 2139 nucleotides. RefSeq names its product renalase. The record is from RefSeq and is a predicted model, not a curated record. Bases 54 to 1529 code for a protein of 491 amino acids. The transcript has 9 exons. NCBI's taxonomy places the organism in Eukaryota, Viridiplantae, Streptophyta, Magnoliopsida, Proteales, Proteaceae.